UUUUUAUUUUUUUUUACUUUACUUUUCUUUUUCUCAAUUUCCAAUUCCAAUUCUCUUCCCUUGCCCCCCUUGCCACCAUACCCAAAAGACAGCAAUGAGCAAUGGAAACAGUCAAUUUACACAAAGACAAACCCCCUGAUAUACUGAGCCCAGCUUUGUCCGCCAUUGUCUCAAUCGUUUGUCUCUUGUCCAGAUGAAAAUAGGUCCGUCCGAUCGAACAAUAAACCGAACACAAGUAACAAGGCCGCUUGUAAAAACGUAAAUCGCACCUCUUUGUUCGGUGUCUAUUGUAUAUGCAGGCCAAGCUGCCGCCUUCAGACCUCGAAUUCAAAGGAUCUUUAUUCUGCAUGGGUGCCGACGAGCUCUUUGUCGCCAUGUCGAGAAUUUCCCAGUGGUCGGUCGUUAUGCUUCGCCGAUUCAACAAUCGUGUCUUGAUCGUUAUAAAGGCUGAAGUCCAUCAGACUGCAGAUGGAAAAUCCAAGCACCACACGCAGCAUCACCACGCAUCCCGGUCCAGCAGCCCCUUUAUCGGUUCUCUCUCCCCAUCAGAUUCCAAUAUCCCAACAAGACAUCGGUCGAUCUCCAGCGAACUCGGUUCAAAUGACACCCGCAAAGGCGCCGACGCACACCCCGGGCAAAUCUGCCGUCGCGAAACACAACUCGAAGAAGGGUCAGACUUCGGGCGCCCAGGUGCGUCCGGCCCCGCAAGCUCACGGCCCCAACCGGCGACACACCCGCGCCUCAGCCCGAGCGACCGGCGAAGAAGUAGUCCAGGGCCUGGACCAGCGCGGACGGCCACCCCCCGAGGCGUUCCAGGUCGUGGGGAUACCCGGAGCACAGGAGGAAGAGGUGAUGAUGCCGCCGGGAGAGACACAUCAUCCUCCGUCCACACCUUCUCCUCCCCCUAGUCUCGCCUCAUCUGCCAGGUUCUCCGCCAAUAUGUCCCCUUCACCCCCGUGGGCCUUGGCUACUCCGCCCAGGUCUUCCACCCUUUCAUCUUCGGCCCCAUCGAUUUUCUCUCUGCCAUCCCGCUCUUCAAGUGAAUCAGCCCCGACUUCUCUCUCUGGAUCGUCCACAUCCGCGACUUGGACCUCGACCUAUACGACGUCGUCGUCUUCGGGUCAGGGGGUGUAUUCCCCAUCUGUUUCGAGUACCGUGUCGCUCUCGGCAUCCCAGCCGGAAGCAGAUACUCUGCCAACAUGAUUCGAAGUUGCCAGAGAAGAUUCGUAGCGAUAGGGGUGGACCGUAAGAAGAUUCGUAUUUGUUCCGGACAGAGUCCGAAUUCUCAGGUGGCAGUUGAAAGGAUCAGUGACCCGGAUACGGAGCGCAAGGGGUGCCGGUAUGCACAUAUGCCUGUACCAAGAACCACUGUGUAAAUGAAUGAUAAAAGGUAGCCGCAUUCUCUUUCAUGGCCGGUUGGAAAGCACCUCAAAGGUGAGCGGGGCAAGCGGAUAUUUCGGGGUUUUGAUAGCCCAAGAAUCGUAAAAUCG
Messenger RNA from Sodiomyces alkalinus F11, 1490 nucleotides. RefSeq lists its product as hypothetical. The transcript has a single exon. NCBI's taxonomy places the organism in Eukaryota, Fungi, Ascomycota, Sordariomycetes, Glomerellales, Plectosphaerellaceae. The record is from RefSeq and is a predicted model, not a curated record. The coding region runs from base 469 to 1203 and encodes 244 amino acids.